AUGCGCGUCUCGUUAUUCCGUCCAUGCACCACUUGUGCUUGGAUACUCCGUCCACGCACUGCUGGCGCACGCUCCUUCCCCUCCCACCCUUCCGCCACCUUUCCAUCACCCUUCCGCCAUGCUUCCGCCACCCUUCCAACAAUGCUUUAUUCACCCUUCAACCCGUCUUGUCUACCCUCUUUUGAUCUCGCUCUGUUCGAGGUGCUCGAUUCUGCCUCGCUGCUCGUGGAGGCUGCUUCCUCGGCCCCUCGUGGUGAUGCCCACUCAGGCUCCAGUACGCAGCGCAGUGAGGUGGCAGUAGCAUCAGCGCUGGAGGUGUUUCAGAGCCGAGUGGACCUCUUUCAAGCCGCAUGCGACCGGGCUCAGCAGCAAGUGGAUGCAGCCUGGCACCGGCUGCUGUCGGAAAGCCUGGUGGAUGAAGCAAGAGGCGCAGCAAGCGACACGCCUGCUGUGGGUGCAGCAGGCGAGGGGGAGGCGCAGAUGGUGCUGGGAGCAACUCGGUUGGAGCAGAUCAGCAAGGCAGUGAGAGCCAUGGUGCAGGACCUGCAGCACGGGCAUGCAGAUAAGCACUGA
Closterium sp. Naga37s-1 is the source of this 573-nucleotide messenger RNA. NCBI's taxonomy places the organism in Eukaryota, Viridiplantae, Streptophyta, Zygnematophyceae, Desmidiales, Closteriaceae. The record is from the annotation of a GenBank genome assembly.